AUGAUUCAACCCUACUUAUGGAUCGUUAUUUUUGGCAUCAUCACGAGCUUCCUUGUUGCCUAUGGGAAUGGUGCGAACGACCUGUCCAACGCUUUUGGGACCAGCUAUGGGUCCCGCGUCCUCACGCUUACGCAUAUCAUCAUCAUCGCGACCUUUUGUGAGUUCGGCGGGGCGGCCCUGCUCGGCAGCAAAGUCUCCGUGACCAUGUCAAGCGGCAUUGCGAGUGCCUCUUCCUUCACGGACGAGCCCUACGUCCUGAUGUACGGCUUCCUGUGCACCCUCGGCGCGACCUUCCUCUGGCUGAUCAUCGCGACGUGGAAGGAGCUGUCGGUGUCCUCGCAUCAGAGCGUGGCGGGGGGGAUUCUGGGCUUCGCGUUGGUGUACGGCGGGUUCGGCUCGGUGCACUGGGCCAAACCCUCCGAUUCCUUCCCCUACGUCACGGGCGUGGUGCCGAUUGUGGUUUCCUGGAUUAUCUCCCCGAUCUUAACCGGGGCGGUGGCUAUGGUGAUCUACUGUGCGGUUCGCUAUCUGAUCCUGGAGCGUAAAAAUGCGGCCUAUGUGGCGCCCUACACGAUGCCAGUGGUGGUAUUCGUGACUUGCUUUAUGGAGUUUGUUUUCAUCUUUUUGAUUGCGGCGUCGAGCAAGCUUAAAUGGUCGUUCGGUCGGUCGGCGUGGGUCGCGGCGGCGGUGAGUGGGGGCAUAGCGCUUCUUUCCAUUCCCUGUAUUGCACUCCUGCAGAAGCGCAUUCGAGGCAUGGAGAAGGAGGCGAAUGCGGUGGCGUCGGAAAAGGGCAUUUCCGUUAUUGAGGCCAUGCGCUCAAUCCUAAUUGUUGGCCGGCCCUUGCCACCGGAGGCCAUCCCUCAGGUUUCCGUGAUUUCCCGACCAAAAGGGGAUUUACGGGAAGGACACGAGGGGGCCCCCCGAGAGAUGGAUGACCUGGACAAGGUUCUUUUGAGCCGAUCCGCCGUCCGGUGUGAUCCAAAAGAGAGCGCGGGGAAGAGUCUGGACGGGCCGACGGAAACCACCGGGGCGGUGGUCUUCAACAACGACGACACCGACGAGGACAUGAACGAGGACCAUCCCGACAGUUUGGAUACCCCCAACCACGACGGGGUGGAGGCGCGGAUGGGCGGCAGCCACGCGGCCUCGGCCUCCCACCCGGCCGCGAUCGGCGCGGACUACCCUUUUAUCUCUCAUGAUAAGCAAGGGACCCCCCAUUUUGACCCCCGCGCGGAAUACAUGUUCCGCUAUCUUCAAGUUUUCACCGCGGCCUGCACCUCACUCGCACACGGCGCGAACGACGUGAGCAAUGCCAUCGGCCCGCUCGCCGCGAUUUGGGGUAUUUACACCUCGCACGACGUCUCCAAUGUGGCCCAGGUCAAGAUUUGGAUGCUGUGUUUGGGUGGUAUUGGCAUCGUGGUCGGUUUAGCAACCUUCGGCAUGAAAAUCAUGCGUUUGCUGGGCGAAAAGAUAGCGGUCAUCACCCCUUUUCGUGGCUUCUCGGCGGAGUUGGCGACGGCGAUGGUGGUUUCUUUCGCGACGAUGUUCGGAAUUCCGAUAUCGUCGACCCAUUGCAUCACAGGGGCGGUGGUGGCUGUCAGCAUGAUCGAUGUUGGGUUUCGAAAUGUCCGAUGGAAGAUCGUGCUGCGCAUGUACGCGGGGUGGGUAACGACGCUCUUCUUCACGGCUCUUAUCUCGGCCAUCUUUUUUGCCCAGGGCAUCAACAGCCCCACUAAGGGAGUUGGUAAAUCAAACAACUAA
Molecule: messenger RNA, 1761 nt
Organism: Phytomonas sp. Hart1
Lineage: Eukaryota; Euglenozoa; Kinetoplastea; Trypanosomatida; Trypanosomatidae
Source: the annotation of a GenBank genome assembly